Cucumis melo (muskmelon) is the source of this 3019-nucleotide messenger RNA. RefSeq names its product scarecrow-like protein 23. The transcript has a single exon. Gene Ontology annotation, biological process: leaf development; regulation of DNA-templated transcription; bundle sheath cell fate specification. Gene Ontology annotation, cellular component: nucleus. Gene Ontology annotation, molecular function: sequence-specific DNA binding; DNA-binding transcription factor activity. The record is from RefSeq and is a predicted model, not a curated record. The coding region runs from base 1285 to 2616 and encodes 443 amino acids. NCBI's taxonomy places the organism in Eukaryota, Viridiplantae, Streptophyta, Magnoliopsida, Cucurbitales, Cucurbitaceae.
UUCUCAACGCGAUACUCCUUAUACUCAAGGCGAGACAUCAAGCGGUAAGUCUAGGCAUUCUGUCUAAACAAUUCAAUCUACAAAUGGAGUUGUCAUACAGUGCGUUCAGACAUUCAGUCUAGACAAUUAUCUCUACUAUGCAAUAUAAGUUUUAACAGAUAUCAUUAAAUUUUCAAACUCAUUCGUACAAUAAGACGAAUGAUUUUGAAUGUGAUAAGAGGAUUUAGGAUAAAAAAAUCCUCAGGUGAAAACAAUUUUGGCUUGAAGGGUACGACAUCACCAAAACUAACAUAUUUAUUUAAAAGAAGGAAGUAAUUAGUUGAAAAAGCAUAAUUCUUUGUUAAGAAUAUAAAAUGAUAAGAGAAGACAUAAUAAGAAAAUGUAAACCUUAACAUAAAAAAACGCACUUAAAGACAGCAGUAGACGGAGUACCUAACGGCUUUUCUUAAUAAUAUGAUUUAAAUACUACUUUGCUUUUUCUUCCCAAAAAUAUAAAUAAAUUCAAAUAUUACAUCUAUACUUUGGUAUUAAAAUAAUUAUUUUGAUCCCUAAUAUUUUUCUAACCUUUUUUUUUUCAUUUUGUUUUUUAUGUUAUGAUUCUUCAUUUUCAUCAAUUUAUUUAAAACAAUGGCUAUUUUGGACUAUUCAUUUGUAUUUAAAAACAUAAAUGAAUGUUAUAAACCAAAGUCAUAAACAUGAAGCUAAUAUAAUUACUUAAACUUAAUUAUAAAAACAAAAUAGAAUUUUGGUCUAAGUUUAGUGUAAUAUUUAUAUAUUUGGUUAUUAAGUUACAAAAUAUUAAAUUCUCAUCACGUUAAAUGUUGAGUUUGAAUUUCUUUUAAUAUCUCAGUUUCAAAAUAUGAUAAUUUUAAUUUAAAAAUUUAAGUUUUAUUUUAAUUUAAUAGUUGGAAGAGUAAGAUUAUUGAUUUUUGAGUUUAAAAGAAUUAUAGUUAAUUAAUUUUAAAAUUUUAAAUGGAAAUUAAAGGAUAAUUAUUGUAAAUGUUAAAAUUAUUGAAAAUAUUUGGUUGAAAGAAAAAAGAAAAGGAAAAAGAAAAGAAAAAGAGUAAUUGAGAAAUGAUUUAAGAUAGGCUUAUUCAUCUUCUUCUUCUUCCUUCCUCCCUUCAUUCUUUCACUUAUCUGACACAUUUUUUUUGUUUUUGUUUGUGAGGAAAGUCUGCAAUGAACUUUUUCCAUUUCUCCCUCAAUUCUUGUUUGUCUCUUUUCCCCCAAAAGCUUCUCUCCUUUUGAUUCUCUUUUUCCCCCAAAAUCAUCCGUCCAUCCACCAUGCUUCGUAGCUUAAUCCCUCAUUCCCCCAUCAAUUCCACUUCCAAUUCUCCUUCCUCCAUGAAGUCCAAACGCUCCGAUCACGACCACGAUCACGAUCCCGACUCCAACCCCUCCACCGCCGCCGACUCCUCCCCGGACCACCCUCCCUCCAAGCGCCUCAAUUCCCGUCACGACCACGACCACGACCACGACCCUCCUCCUCCCCUCGACCCCACUGACUCCACCGGUUUGCGUUUGCUCGGCCUUCUCCUUCAAUGCGCCGAGUGCGUUGCCAUCGAUAACCUCCAAGAGGCCAACGAUCUCUUACCGGAAAUCUCCGAGCUCUCCUCGCCGUUUGGAACCUCUCCGGAGCGCGUCGGCGCCUACUUUGCCCACGCGCUUCAAGCUAGAGUCAUAAGUUCCUGCUUAGGAACUUACUCGCCCUUAACCAUUAGAACACUGAAUCAAACUCAAUCGCAGAGGAUUUUCAACGCUCUUCAAUCUUACAAUUCCAUCAGUCCGUUGAUUAAGUUUUCUCACUUCACCGCUAAUCAAGCCAUCUUCCAAGCCUUAGACGGUGAAGAUCGAGUCCACGUUAUCGAUCUCGACGUAAUGCAAGGUCUCCAAUGGCCUGGAUUAUUCCACAUCCUCGCUUCUCGGCCAAAGAAAAUCCAAUCCCUUCGAAUCUCCGGCUUCGGAUCCUCUUCCGAUUUGCUCCAAUCAACAGGACGAAGACUCGCCGAUUUCGCAACAUCUCUAGGUCUACCCUUCGAAUUCCAUCCUGUGGAAGGCAAAAUCGGGAACAUAACAAACCCGGGUCAACUGGAAUUGAGAUCCGGGGAAGCAGUAGUAGUUCAUUGGAUGCAUCAUUGCUUAUACGACGUAACGGGAAGCGAUAUAGGUACGCUUCGAUUACUUUCAAAUCUAAAACCAAAACUAAUCACUAUUGUUGAACAAGAUCUGAGCCAUGGAGGUAGUUUUUUAGGAAGAUUUGUAGAAGCUUUACAUUAUUAUAGCGCGUUAUUUGACGCGCUUGGUGAUAGUUUAGGGAUGGAUAGUGUUGAGAGACAUGUGGUGGAACAGCAAUUGUUUGGGUGUGAGAUUAGGAACAUUAUCGCCGUUGGUGGACCCAAAAGAACUGGUGAAGUGAAGGUGGAAAGAUGGGGAGAUGAACUCAAGCGGGUCGGCUUUAAACCCCUUUCUCUUCGUGGAAACCCGGCUGCUCAAGCCAGUUUACUUCUAGGAAUGUUCCCAUGGAAAGGCUAUACUCUUGUUGAAGAAAAUGGGUGCCUCAAACUUGGAUGGAAGGAUUUAUCUCUUCUUACCGCCUCAGCAUGGCAGCCCGCAUAACCGAACCCAACACAAUAAUAAGUUUUGUAUUAUAAUUUGGACGCUUAAAAGAAAUAGUUUUUCAUUACAUUACAUUUCGGGCGUCCAAAACGCUCUACCCGCAAGUUGGUAGAGGUUGCAUUUUUUGGUUUAUUUUGUUGCACAGCCAAAUAGAGAAAGGAAGGUAUGAAGGUUUGAAGGGAAUGGGGACAACAAUGUUUGUCUUACUUUUUGGAUUUGUUGGGCUCCUUUUAGUUUUUUAAGGCAUUUUUGACAUUAUAAUUUAAUUAUUGUUGGAUUGGUAGCAGCUGAACCAAACUUAUUUUUGUAAGAGAAAUUCCUAUCUGCUACUCUCUUCUUUUAUUUCUUUAUGUAAAAUAUAAUAUAAUAUAUAUAUAUAUAUCUAUGUAUUAUUGUUUUCCAA